Molecule: messenger RNA, 3054 nt
Organism: Acaulospora colombiana
Lineage: Eukaryota; Fungi; Glomeromycota; Glomeromycetes; Diversisporales; Acaulosporaceae
Source: the annotation of a GenBank genome assembly
AUGUCAUUCCCAUUACACGCAUUAGCAACAUCCCCACUAUCCAAAACAUCCCCUUUUGUCACGAUGAGAGUCGAUCACAGAGACUCCGAAAUUACUGAUGAAAGGUCUCGCGAACUUUUGCGUCAAAUCGUAGUGGUUCCCAAGUUUAUCCGGACGACGAUAGGAUUUGAAUUCGAGAAUUUAAUCGACGAAGGUCAUAGAGAAUCAGAGUUUUAUGAAAAUCUUUCGAAAUUUUUUGUUCUUGAAAAAUCAUGCGAUGCCGAUUAUCUUAUUCCCGAAUUGGCGAAUGUUGUGGCCGUGAAAUGGAGUUCUGAAUCACAGAUUGCAAAGCAAAUCACCGGUGGGCUGUUGUAUCUGCAUGAGAACAAUAUUGUUCACGGGAACCUAUUGGAAAGAACGAGGGGAGCCUCAAGAGUGAUAAGUCGGUCAUCUGGAUCGAUCGCUUGUUUAACUCAACCGUACCUGAAAAUUUCCGACGGUGUUGUUAAUGGUAGAAAAAGUUCCGACAUCUAUGAUCUAGAGGUGAUCCUCUGGGAGGUUUCAAGCAGUCACGUUCAGCCCAAUUCUGAAUUGAUAAAUGAAAUCACAGAAGGCGAGGUGUCAAGCGUGUCCGGAAUACCUUGGGAAUAUAGAAAGCUAUAUUGUUUGCAACAUAAUAAUGAAAAUUCUCGUCCCGAUAUUAGAAUGGUUGCCAAGAAUUUAGGUACUAUUGAAUCGACGAGUUCAACAAAAGAUCCCGGAAUACUUGUUUCAAAAGGCGAGACCAAGGUGGAUCGGUACGUAGAGACGAGUCGUUCGUGUAAAAAUACCUCCGAAGGAUCCUUUACCAACUCCAUUCGAUUUAGUGAACGUGAAAGGCCGACAUUUGUUAAUGAGACAGACCUAAUAAUAGCAGACCUAUUUCGAUAUUUCAUCGAAAUAUUUGAUAAGCAGCACACCAAGAGACUGCCAUUCCUGAUUAAGAGUUAUCUGAAGAGUGCCGCGUUGAAUAUAAUCAAGGUUUUCCAACAAUUACUUCGACAUCCGCAAAAAUCCUGCUUCACUAGUUUGAUCGGUCAUUUUUACGAGUUUGGAUUGGGCACGGAAAUAAAUUAUCAAUUGGCUUUUGAAAUGUAUGCACGGGCAACCAAUACGAUUGUCGACAUGGACUCUGGUGUCCGAAAUCGGACAUCUCCUUUCGAAUUAUUCAAAAGGAAAAAUCGAAUUAUCGGAACGAUUUCCCUUGGAUACAUGUACUACGACAAUGCAACCGUGGGGACGGAUGUGAGAAAAGCGUUUCAAUUAUUCUCGAGGGCAGCCAAAGAAGGGUCAAGUAGGGCGGAAUCGUGGGUGGCGUUUUGCUAUUGUUAUGGUCAUGGGGUUGAACGUAAUUCGCUAAAAGCAUUUGAAAUGUACAAGAAAUCGGCGGAAAGCGGAAAUUUGGUUGGCCAGAUUAAUUUUGGGUGUUGUUUUCACGAGGGCAUAGGUACCAGGAAAGAUGAAAACAUGGGAUUUCAAUGGUUCGUGAAGUCUGCCGAGGGUGGAAAUAUUAAGGCCUUGUAUUACGUCGGGGAUUAUUAUUUCAGGAAAUCAAUAUAUGGUAUAAAAUGUGGUACGACCAGCUUGUGCGCAUCAUUUCAUUCAAUGGCUCUUGAAACUCGAAACGCAUACAUCGAAGAAUGGAGGAAUAGAUUGAUCGUCUAUAAUGCCCUUAAACAAGCAAACAUCACUCUUUACUCCUUUAACGGGGAAUUCACGGAUGUGACAUCGAUUGGAAGAAGGCCAUUCGAAAAGAUUUAUGAGGCCACCCCCCGAAGUUUUCGAAAAGUGGUGGCCAUCAAAUCUCUCAAUUUAACGGCCGAUGACACCACGAGCGAGAUCCAAAACCUAAAGGUUUUGAAAAGUCACGAGAGCAUCAUAAAAUUUUAUAGCGUUACCAAACGAGAAAACUUCAUGAGGGUUCUCGAAUACGUAAAUUACGGUACGCUCGGUCAAUACAUGAGGGAAAAUUUAAAAAUGAUGAACUGGAACGUAAAGUUGUCACUUGCAAAACAAAUCGUUGAGGCAUUGUACUUCCUGCAACUGAACGAAAUCAUUUAUGAAAAAUUGGACUCCGAGGAUAUCCCCAUUCGCAAUGAAAGGAUCAAGUUAAACGACUUCAAAAUGAAAGGGUCACCAAUAAAUGGUCCACACCGAAGCCGGGGCACCCAACGCCUGGAGCCUCUUGGUACCACACACUGUAAAACCAGUUUGGAUCUGAACAAAUUGGGAAUUCUUUUGUGGGAGAUUUCGGGCGUCGCCCCUUCAUUCGGAUUCGAAAGUUUGCGUCGGGAGAAGGUUGAUAGAGAGAAUCUGCCCCAGGGAUACAUAAAAAUAUGUGAAGGAAAUAGCAGGGCCGUGACCAAAUCUAAUUCGCACAUGUCCGAGAUGGAUGCAUUCAUGAGAAGCUUGUUCAAAUUUUUCACCGAAUUAUUCGUGAAGCAACAUUUGGACAUGAUGCCAAUCUGCAUUAAAAAAUUCAUCAAGGAUCAUGAUAAAAAUCCUGCCAAAAUACUAUACCAUUUGGUCGGUCGACACAAGUCUUACUACACAAGUAUGAUUGGAUUUUUCUAUAAACACAGCAUUGGAACAAUAGCUGACAAUAAGAUGGCUUUUGAAUUUUACUUGCGUGCAACGAAUGAAAUAACUGAUGAGAAGAACGAUUCCUCCGAUAUACCAUCAUUCAUUAAGAAAUUUAAAAAGGACAAUAAGACCAUCGGGCAGAUACUGCUCGCGAAUAUUUAUUUGUAUGGCAAAGGCGUGGCAAAAGAUGAGCAAAAAGCUUUCCGACUUUUCGCGAAGACAGCAGGGGAGGGCUCAACCAGAGCGCAGAAUUAUAUAGGCUUCUGUUAUGAAUAUGGAUUGGGCGUGGAAAAGAGUGAGGUCAAGGCGUUCGAAUUGUAUCUGAAAGCCGCCAACCAAGGGAAUCUUGUGGCCCAAUGCAACGUUGGAUACUGUUUUCAAGAAGCAAAGGAGAAUGAUGACCUAGAUGCGGCCGAUUUAUUAAAUGAAAUUGUCAAUCGAGUCAACUUAUGA